Molecule: messenger RNA, 4943 nt
Organism: Maylandia zebra (zebra mbuna)
Lineage: Eukaryota; Metazoa; Chordata; Actinopteri; Cichliformes; Cichlidae
Product: MBT domain-containing protein 1
Biological process (GO): negative regulation of DNA-templated transcription
Cellular component (GO): nucleus
Molecular function (GO): chromatin binding; zinc ion binding
Source: RefSeq, a predicted model, not a curated record
CUGCGCAGCGAAGCAGUUGGUGUUUUGUUGACAUGUCUGCCGCUGGUCUUUAAUGAUUGCUCCUGCGGGUUCUGCUGUCAGAGAGCGUACUCCUUUCACGACCCCACCUGAUGGAAAACCCCAGAGACCUGGUGGAGCGUCAGUCCCGGAAGCGGCGGGACUCGUUCGGAAUGCUGGACGGUCUGGAUGAGGACCGGAGCAGCUGCAGCACCGAGUCCAGCGGGGGGAGCGGCGCCUCUAGUCCCGAGGACAGCGAGGACGAAGAGUUAGGAGGAGGGGUCACUCAGCUAAACCCCUCCUCUUCACUGACGCUCAUCAAGACCAACGGUCAGGUGUACACGUACCCCGACGGGAAGGCCGGCAUGGCGACCUGUGAGAUGUGCGGCAUGGUCGGCGUCAGAGACGCCUUCUACAGCAAAACCAAACGUUUCUGCAGCGUCUCGUGCUCCAGGAGCUACUCAUCCAACUCCAAGAAGGCCAGCAUCCUCGCCAGGCUGCAGGGAAAGCCUCCUACCAAGAAAGCCAAGGUUCUGCAGAAGCAGCCUCUGAUGACCAAACUCGCCGCCUACGCUCAGCAGCAGGCCAACCAGCAGGGCGGGGUCAAGAAGAGCGUGUCCAUGGAGUUGUUCGACUGGGGUCGUUACCUUGGAGACGGAGAUGUAAUGGGAGCGCCGGUUAGCUGUUUCCAACAUGUCCCGAUGGGAAAUUCGUGGGGAGGCAUCAGCGAAGGCAUCCGGGUCGAGGUGCCGAACACUGACAGCGGGCUGCCCAUGAAGGUUUACUGGAUCGCUGGCAUCAUCAAACUGGCUGGUUUUAAGGCUUUGCUGAGAUACGAGGGCUUCGACUGCGACUCUACACGAGACUUCUGGUUGAAUCUGUGCGUGCCAGACAUCCACCCGGUGGGCUGGUGUGCUGCUGGAGGGAAACCUCUGGUCCCCCCUCAGUCCAUCCUGCACCGCUUCUCCAACUGGAAAACGUUCCUGAUCAAGAGACUCACGGGCUCCAAAACUCUGCCGCCAGACUUCGCGUCCAAGGUGCAGGAGAGCAUGCAGUUCCCCUUCAAGAAACAGAUGAGGGUGGAGGUUGUGGAUAAGACUCACCUGUGCCGGACUCGAGUGGCUCUGGUGGAACAGGUGAUCGGCGGUCGUCUCCGGCUCGUGUACGAGGAGUGCGACGAUGGGACCGACGACUUCUGGUGUCACAUGUACAGCCCUCUGAUCCACAGCAUCGGAUGGUCGCGAUCCAUUGGACACCGCUUCAAACGAUCCGAUGUGUCGAAGAAAUUGGACGGUCAGAUGGACGCACCUGGACAGCUGUUUGCCAAAGUGAAGGAAGUGGAUCAGAGCGGCCGCUGGUUCGAAGAUGGGAUGAAGCUGGAGGCCAUUGACCCUCUGAAUCUGUCUGCAAUCUGCGUGGCCACAGUGAGGAAGGUCCUGGCAGACGGGUACCUGAUGAUCGGCAUAGACGGCUCGGAGGCGGCCGAUGGCUCGGACUGGUUCUGCUAUCACUCCACGUCUCCCUCCAUCUUCCCCGCUGGCUUCUGUGAGAUUAACAACAUCGAGCUGACGCCGCCCAGAGGUUACUCCAGUCUGCCCUUCAGAUGGUUUGAAUAUCUGAAGGAGAGCAAGUCUGUGGCUGCACCGGUGAACCUGUUCAACAGGGACAUCCCCAACCACGGGUUCCGCCCCGGUAUGAAGCUGGAGGCUGUCGACCUCAUGGAGCCGCGGCUCGUCUGCGUCGCCACCGUCACGCGCAUCGUCCACCGGUUGCUACGGAUACUUGACGGCUGGGAGGACGAGUACGACCAGUGGGUGGACUGCGAGUCGCCCGACCUGUACCCGGUGGGCUGGUGUCAGCUGACCGGCUACCAGCUGCAGCCUCCGGCUGUUAACGCAGGCUCCAGAGACCUGCAGUCAGCAGCAUCCAGACAGAGGAAGAAGUCUCAGCAGUACAAAGGACAAAAGAAAAAGAGGAAGCUGCCCAUCGCUAAGCGACCCGUCAGCCUCUCCGGCACCAUGGUAACAGGUGUCCCCAGGAGCCUAUCGGGAGACGAGAACGAGACUCCGCCUGAUUACCCGUCACCCCCUCCUCCGGCUCCGCGGCCCAGCCGCCCUCUGCCAACCUGGAGAGCAGCCCCCGCACUGAGGGGGGGGCAGGAGUCAGAGAGGAGAAUGCCAGAGCGCCCGAGUUAUCUUCUCACAGGACUGAAGCAGAAACACACAGAUCCUCCGCAGACUUCCUCAGCAGCCGGGACCAGCAGUAGGCCUCCUCCAUCCUGCUUCCCCUCCCACAAAUAUGUGAAAUCGUCUACUGGUGACCUCCAACAUUGGACCACUCCUCCUAACCUUUCAUUUAAAGAACUCUGUGUUCUUUAGCUGUGUUUGGUGUACUGCCAUCUGAAAAUUGAACCCUGCUAGAGAAGAAGACGCCGCAGGACAGUUAAAACAACAAACAGCUUUUAUAUGACAAUUUUUCCAACGCCCAGAUCUCCACUGUUUGUAGUUGUUCGUGUUCUAACGUUAAAACUGCUGAUGUAGUCAUAAAAACACUGUUUCAGUGUGAGCGGCUGGAGUAACGAGGAUGCCAAGGAAGAAAGAUCACUUCUUGAAGCUCCGCCCACAGGUUUGCAGCAUUUAUUUUUACGGUAAAACAGAGCAUCGGUCACGAUAGACGCUGAAGCAGACAAUCCACCGAGCUGCUGGAAGGAUCAGCCAAACGUGACGUUUUCUCAAAGCUUUCUUUGUUUUGAUGAUUUUAAAAUGUGUUUGAGUUUCAUCGAGACGGCUAAACGUCCAAUCACAGCCACAGCUUCACAGGAUCGUUGGGUUUAUUUCAGCCUGUGCUGAAUCCACACGGCCCAGGUAAAGACUGCAGAGUUAGCACAAGCCAGCGUGGCGUUAAUGGAAGAUGUAGCGGUCUGCAGUAACGCUCGGUCCUGGAUUCAUUACUGCUCUGUUUAUUUCCAUCACCAUGUUUUUAUGGUGUUACAUUAGCUUUGCAUGAUUCAGAGUUCAUAAUAACUCUUCUUUAUCUUAUGCACCAUCUCAGUUCCUCCUCUCUCUGAUACAAGCUGUUUUAGCCCCACCCCCUUUUGACACGACGUUCUUUGAUUGGCUGCCCCUCUCUGUGACAUCACACAGAUCCAAACGUAGAAAAAAUGAGUUUACAGCCUUGGCCAAAGGCACUGUUGACCACACUGAUGUCUUCAUCAGAAGUACUUCAGCAGCUAAAAACCUACAAAAGUACGUCGUCGUUACGCAGUAUGGAUACCUCAGAAAAGUAUAAACAAAAUUAAGAUUUUUGGGUUAAAAAAAUAUAUUUAAAUUGUAAAAUGAGUAUAUUUGAUUUAUUUUAAAAUCUAUAUGUAAUAGAAGACGAUCAUGGUACUUGAAUUGAUCAAAUCGAGCGUGGAGGGACGCUCUGAGUGAGGGGGACGGCCUGAAGUAGCUUUUAAGCUAACAGAUGUCUAAAAAUGUCCAAAUGUUCCUUUAUCUGUGUUUUUUACUCUGCAGGCAGUGAAGUGUACGUUGACAAGGAUAUAAGUUCCAAAAUAAGCUGAAAGCAUAUUUGUGGAGCUGCACAAACACACAGAUGUUAAAGAGCUGAAGCUACAAACGUAACAUCUGCUCAAACACAACAACUUUACGUAUUUUCUAAACUUUGGAAACAAUAAUGGGAAAAACUCAUAUUAAUGUAAUCCUGACUUGUAUGCGAGUAUGCUACAUUACUAGUUACUUUAUUUUACCUUUCAGUGUUAAACUUUUGCUCUUUAAUGUUACACUCUUAUGAUUUCCCACAGAAAGUUUUUUAUGUUUUUAUAUUUUUUAAUUUAUUUUUUUUAAUGCGUCACAAAUUUGCCGUCUCAUAGUUUUGACUUUAUCUGUCGACGUGUUCGAUUUCUCUGUUCCUGCUUUUGUCUGUUUUAACCCUGAUCACACAAACUUGAUUCUCGUCAGUUUUAAUUUCUCUUGUAAGUAAAUUGAGCUUCAGUACCAGCGAAGAACCGACUGAUGAUCUUUAAUCAGCUUCUUUAAGAGAGGCAUGAAUGUUUUUGCAUUUUGAAGUUUCUCACUUUCAAAGAUUUUGAUUUAAAAAUAAUUUGUAAAAUAUUUUCUUAGUUUAGUUUUUUGUCAUGACAUGCUUCAGCUCCUCAGUGUAUUGGAUUUCAUAAUAUUAUGAUAUAUUAAAAGUGUAACUCUCCCAGCGUUACCCCAGUAAGACAAAACCAGUUACUCAUUAUUAGCUCAUAACAUAAACUCAGACUUUAGUUUCUUAAUUUUGCCUUAAUAUGUAAUAAUUUCACGUCAUAGACACAGUUUUAACGUACUGCAUUUAAAAAACUAAAAAUGAAACCGUUUACUUUGAUACAUUUUUUUAAAAAGUGUCUACAUUUAUAUUUGUGUUGUUUUGUGUGAGCUGUUUGAUGUGUUGCAGUCGUCUCACAGAUCCGUCGUUGAGACUCGAGUCUUACGCUGAGCUGUGAGCGUCUGCGCACUGAACCUGUUUCUAAACUCGCACUGCUGUCCGUGUGCUCGUGUUCGUUUAUAUGUGUGAAUCUAGUAUCGCAGUUCUACGUGUAUGAUGGUGCUGUCUGUAGGUGACGCCUUUGAUAAUGUUUUUAUGGAUUGAUUUUGACAAACUGAGUCUGGUGAACAAGUUGUGUUUGUACUAGGUUUUGUAUUCAGAGGUGAAAGUGAAGUGGGUCGCCGGUCUUCCACGCCAGUUUGUGAUAUUGUCAUGUGUGAUUAUCCCAGUGGGAGGAGAAGUUGUGGUUUAUUAUUGUGGAAACUGUGGGAUUUGAAGCCGUUUCUUAGACUGAGAAUUGGGACCUAAAGAUGAUUUGAGCGUUUGGAGGCUGAUGCUGACAGUGGUUGCUUUUUAAAGAUGUUUGUUAUCUCAGGAAGAUCAGCUGGAAUCUGAACUGGGUGUGUGGCUAUUAUAGG